UGAAAUGGAAUCACUUUUUUUGUUAUCACGCAGGACUCUUCAGUUUACAGAAUUGAGUCUCUACAGGUGGUUGUUUGAAACCCUGCGCAGAAAGAAAUAGGCUUACAGACUGAAGGGUUUUUUAAUUAUUAUUUUUUUACAGCUCAAACAAUUCCUUAAACAUUUUAUCGUUGAGUUUUCUCUCGCUUGAUUAUUUAUGUAGCCUAAUGAUCGCUUCACACACACCGACUCGUAAUUUAUUCCCCGUUGUUCGAAUCGGGUGUCUUCUAAUUAGUUGAUUUGGAACACUUUGUGCAUUCGGUUUCCACUUGUCAUUCUAGAACGGGAAAACCACCCGGGCAGAAGUCGACAGGUAAGGUGACAAAGGCUGUGACUGUUUACUUCGUUUUUUUAAAUACAUUUUUAACUUGAUUUAUUUUGAACUGAGACACUUAACAAGUUCCGGACAACUAUGUAUAACAUGAUGGAACACGAGUUGAAGCCCUCUGGGCAACAGCAGUCGCACCAAACCGCCAUGUCUCCGGUCACCGGCAACUCUCACCCGGGGUCCAAAUCCCUGUGUCCUCCGGGCGGGGACCCCAUGGACAAGGUCAAAAGACCCAUGAAUGCCUUCAUGGUCUGGUCUAGGGGCCAGCGCCGCAAGAUGGCCCAGGAGAACCCCAAGAUGCACAACUCUGAGAUCAGCAAGCGGCUGGGCGCCGAGUGGAAGCUACUGACUGAUGCUGAGAAGCGGCCAUUCAUUGACGAAGCAAAGCGCCUCAGGGCGGUGCACAUGAAGGAUUACCCCGAUUACAAGUACAAACCACGCCGUAAAUCCAAGCCCCUGCUCAAGAAGGACAACCAGAUGGGAAAGUACCCUCUCUCUGCCGGGAACCUGCUGGCUGCGGCCGCAGCGCAGGGCCAAGGUGGGAGCCCCAGGAUGGAGAGUUACGGGUGGGGCCCGGCGGGAGGUUACGCCGGGAUGCAGAGCGAGGCCCUGGGCUACACUCAGCAGCUGCACCGCUACGACCUGUCCGCGCUCCAGUACCCCCAGGCCAUGACCGCAGCACAGACCUAUAUGAACGGCGCCAACACUUACAGCCCCAUGUCUUACAGCAGCAGCCACCAGCAGCCCAACCCAGUCAUGUCCAUGGUGAAGCCAGAGCCAGUGUCACACUCCCCGACUGGUGGACCUAACCACCACCGCGGGCCUCUCCAGGGGGACCUGAGGGAUAUGAUCAGUAUGUACAUCCCCGGGGGGGACACCAAUGACCCUGUCUCCCAGAGAGGAGGAUACAGCGUCCAGCAACACUAUCUCAGUGGGACUGUGCCUCUCACUCAUAUCUAGGGAUUGGUGGGGAUAGUGACUGGGACUCAAUGUGAGUGUGCUGGCUUGGAGAGGCACAAGGACACCAGUUAUGUCACAUGCUGGGCACAACAUUGUCAGACCCACUCAUUAUGGUCCCGUGUUGCGUUAUAAAAAACAGUGACUUUAUAUAAAAAGGUUAUUUUUCUACCUCUGCAUUUUGACUACAAUAAUGAGCCCCCCCUCGUCCAUCCCGUCCUCUGUCCCAAGACUAGGUUGUUUCGUUCAGUCGCCCAUCCACUUCUAGGACGGAGACCCUUCUCGAUUAACUUCUCAUUAUGACGGGCUGCUGUACUGUACAUAGACUUUAUGAUGAUUAAAUGUUUGUUUGUGUACAUAUAUAUUUUUCCCCCUCUUUGACAAAAACUGAGCUUGACAUCACAAGCUUCCAUUCAAAAACGCCCAGGCCCCUAUGUAUGUCACAAAGCACGUGACUGUAGUAUGUUCACAAUUGUUCCAUUGUGUUCUGUCUCCUGUUAUUGUCCUACUGGCACAGUAGUGUCGGCCCCUCGGGUUGAUCGGUAAUCAUAAUGAACUAAACCAACUGGGAGGGAGACACGGGUUGUGUCCCAAAUGGCACCCUAUUUCCCCAUAUAGUGGUCUACUUUUGACCUGGGCCCUGCAUGGUCAAAAGUAGUGCACUAUAAACGGAAUAGGGUGCCAUUUGGGAUGCAGCAACAGAGGGGCCCCACCACGGGAACGCAACACUGGGAACUGGGUCAGUCAAUCACUAUCCUCCUAAGGCCAGUGACAUACAAAUCACAUGACCCACAACAAGGAUUCUGAGGAUUGCGAUUCCUGAACUGGUUUUGUUUGUGUGGCCCAAUGGGGCCUAUCUCAGAACGGAACAUCACAAAUCAACUAACCGCUUGCUAGUGCAGUGAAAUGGGGGAGACCAAGGGAGAAAUGCACAGAGUAACUUGAAUGAAGUGACUUAUUUUUUGAAUAUACAAUUAUGGCCACUUGGUGCCUUCUACUGCUUUGUGAGUAAGCGUGCUUGUUUUUAAAGCCAAUCCAAUUUCAUAGGAUGACAUGGUAUAGUCUGUUGGACAAUCUUAUGAGUUCAUUGGAUCCAAUGGAAACAAGUAUGUGAGAUGAACGGGUGUGUUUAGUAGUACUGUAUGCCCAAACGCCAUACCAAUACAUUUUGGUUUGUCUUCAACUUUCUUUUCUAAGUUGAAGGAAAAUCCACUCCAAUUUUUUUUUUUUUUUUUCAUUAGUCCAAUGUUGAUACAGUCCCCAAAUGUUUUGCAUGUCAGCAGUCAAGUUUUCAAGAUAUAUGAUUUUCAAGAAGAAGAGUCACUUGCCACAUGAUGUAUUUUGUAUCAUGUAGCAAGUGACACUUUGCUUCUAGAAAAUCAUAUAUCUUAAACUUGACAGCUGAUAUGCA
Molecule: messenger RNA, 2735 nt
Organism: Salmo salar (Atlantic salmon)
Lineage: Eukaryota; Metazoa; Chordata; Actinopteri; Salmoniformes; Salmonidae
Product: transcription factor Sox-19b
Biological process (GO): positive regulation of transcription by RNA polymerase II; neuron differentiation; negative regulation of transcription by RNA polymerase II
Cellular component (GO): nucleus
Molecular function (GO): DNA-binding transcription activator activity, RNA polymerase II-specific; RNA polymerase II cis-regulatory region sequence-specific DNA binding
Source: RefSeq, a predicted model, not a curated record